Messenger RNA from Rangifer tarandus platyrhynchus (Svalbard reindeer), 1599 nucleotides. The record is from the annotation of a GenBank genome assembly. Lineage: Eukaryota; Metazoa; Chordata; Mammalia; Artiodactyla; Cervidae.
AUGGUGAAGAAAGUGGCCAUCAUUGGAGCAGGCAUCAGCGGCCUGGCCUCCAUCAGGAACUGCCUAGAAGAGGGACUGGAACCCACGUGCUUUGAGAAGGGUGAAGACGUCGGGGGCCUGUGGAAAUUCUCGAACCAUGCAGAGGAAGGCAGGGCCAGCAUUUAUCGGUCAGUCUUUACCAACUCUUCCAAAGAGAUGACAUGUUUUCCAGACUUCCCAUGUCCUGAUGAUUUUCCUAACUUUAUGCACAACAGCAAGCUCCAGGAAUAUAUUACUAUGUUUGCCAAAGAAAAGAACCUCCUGAAAUACAUACAAUUUAAGACAAUUGUAUCCAGUGUAAAUAAGUGUCCCGAUUUCUCAACCACCGGCCAGUGGGAUGUUAUCACUGAAAAGGAUGGUAAAAAGGAAUCAGCUGUCUUUGAUGCCAUAAUGAUUUGUUCUGGACAUCAUGUGUACCCCAACAUACCUAAAGAGUCCUUUCCAGGAAUAAAACUUUUUAAAGGCGAAUGCUUCCACAGCCGGGACUAUAAAGAACCAGGAAUCUUCAAGGGGAAGCGAGUCCUGGUGAUUGGUCUGGGGAACUCGGGCUGUGACAUCGCCUCAGAACUCAGCCAAACAGCCGAAAAAGUCAUCAUCAGCUCCCGAAGUGGCUCCUGGGUGAUGAGCCGGGUCUGGGAUGAAGGCUAUCCGUGGGACAUGCUGACUGUCACUCGAUUUGAAACAUUCCUCAAGAAUACGUUACCGACAGUCAUCUCUGACUGGUGGUACAUGAAGCAAAUGAAUGCCAGAUUCAAGCACGAGAACUAUGGCUUGAUGCCUUUAAACGGCACCCUGAGGAAAGAGCCUGUGUUCAAUGACGAACUCCCAGCUCGCAUUUUAUGUGGCAUCGUGACCAUUAAGCCAAAUGUGAAGGAGUUUACAGAGGAUUCAGCUAUUUUUGAGGAUGGGACAGUGUUUAAGGCCAUUGACUGUGUCAUCUUUGCAACAGGCUACAGUUGUGCCUACCCCUUUCUUGAUGACUCCAUCAUUAAGAGCAGAGACAAUGAGGUCACCUUAUUUAAAGGCAUCUUCCCGCCUACACUGGAGAAGCCAACCUUGGCUGUUAUUGGCCUUGUCCAGUCACUUGGAGCUGUCAUCCCCACUACUGACCUGCAGUCUCGCUGGGCAGUACAAGUAAUUAAGGGAACUUGCCCUUUGCCUUCUGUCAAGGACAUGAUGAAUGAUAUUGAUGAAAAAAUGGGGAAAAAGCUCAAAUUGUUUGGCAAAAGUGAUACCAUACAGACAGAUUAUGUGGUUUAUAUGGAUGAACUUGCCUCCUUCAUUGGGGCAAAGCCCAACAUCCCAUGGCUGUUUCUCACCGAUCCAAAGUUGGCGUUGGAGGUUUACUUUGGUCCUUGCACACCAUACCAGUUUAGGCUGGUGGGCCCAGGAAAGUGGCCAGGAGCCAGGAACGCCAUCCUGACCCAGUGGGACCGGACAUUAAAGCCAACCAGGACAAGAGCUGUCAGUGAAGCUAAAAGACCCCAACCCUUUUACAAUUUGCUUAAAAUUCUUUUAUUCCCAGUGCUUCUUCUGGCUGUUUUACUUGCAUUUUAUUGA